AUGGGUAGCCGUUCGCCGACCUUUGAACCCGGCUCCCUGAUAAAGCUGCUGGCGUACGCGACAGUGGAUUCCAAGGACGAUGAGGACACCCUUUUGCGUGAUGCGGCGGAUACUGCCUCUACAACCUCAGGCGAGAUGCUCGACAAGAGCGAGGCUCCUCAAUUCCAGAGCCCGCAGAGCCCUCCUCAUGAAGUGGCGACUCGCCCACGGGCUCAACGCAGACUACGUGGGUCCAUUGCGGAGAAGCUUGGCAGGGGUCCAGCGCAGAAGCCAGUUCCGGUCAAGAUUGACGCGCUGAAAGCCAGCCGUCAGAAAGCCAAGUUACAUGCUGCUCAAGCUGCGCCACAUAUGGUAGCACCUUUGGGGCCUGUUUGGGAGCGCGCAGUUGACACCAGACGGAAUGCCAUCUACUACUGGGAACAUCUCAGUGGCAAAUCAUCCUGGCAGCCCCCACCAAUGCAUGAGGGCUGGUGGGAGCGCCUGUAUGACGAGAAAAGUCGUUGCGAAUUCUUCUGGAACUCAGCUACGCAGAUGACGCUUUGGCACCUUCCCCUGUCGGCUGGCGCUUUGCCAUCGUUGACGCUUCCUUCGCACUGCCCUUUCGAUCAAGAGGUGCCGCUAACACUGCCCUCAUUGCAGUCCCCCCCGCCAACCGAGACUCCGGCUGCGAGGCUGCAGGUGCCCGAUUUGCCGGAAUCCAAGGAUAUGAUUGGUGUUGUUGCCGGCUUUGAGCGCAGUGGUCUUCUGAGCACGGGGUCGGACUUUUCAAACACGGGUGGCGUGAAGAGUGAAGGUAGUGCUUGGGAGCUGGAGGCCCAACCGCCAACGAGCGAAGCAUCGAAGGACCAAGGCCCAGAUCCCGUGCAGUCCCUGAGCGAAGACGACAUGGUCGUGGAGGAUGUGCAGAUGAGGUCCACUUCGGACAAGGAAUGCAACAAUGAACAGGAACCUUUGCCGACUUCAGAAGCAAGCUGA
Messenger RNA from Symbiodinium pilosum, 975 nucleotides. The record is from the annotation of a GenBank genome assembly. NCBI's taxonomy places the organism in Eukaryota, Dinophyceae, Suessiales, Symbiodiniaceae.